Lactuca sativa (garden lettuce) is the source of this 555-nucleotide messenger RNA. Lineage: Eukaryota; Viridiplantae; Streptophyta; Magnoliopsida; Asterales; Asteraceae. The record is from RefSeq and is a predicted model, not a curated record.
AUGACGACGAACAGGUCCAAGAAACACAACAACCAACUCGUCAGAGGCAAAAAAAAACCAAAGAUCCAAGAAAAAAAAAAGAUUACCGCAUGGAACGAAGACGAGGAGGAAGCUUUAGUAAAAGCUUGGAUUUUCAUAUCCCAAGACGGGGAUGUCGCCAACGCACAAUCGGGUCAAAGUUUUUGGUGUCGUAUUUUAGAUCAUUUCCACGCGUUAUUAGGAAAGAAAACGGAGCGGACGUACGACUCAAUCAACGCAAAAUGGCGUGACUUACGAGCGGCUUGCACCAAAUUCAAUGACAUAUUUGACAAGCUUAAAAAUAUGCAUAGAAGUGGUAGCAACGACUUCAACAUUUUAGCGAGUGCGUCCUACGAAUACAAAGUUACCACCAACCGUAAACCGUUCGGCCACCAAAAAGCGUGGGAAGUUUGUCGUAACGGUCCAAAAUGGGUUCUAUAUCCGGAAAUGGCGCAUUCGGGGAUCUACAACCGGUUCCAACAAAAGGGCAAGAACGUCCGAGUCGGACGUGGGUUUUGGAAUCGACCUCAACGAUGA